Messenger RNA from Priapulus caudatus, 2213 nucleotides. RefSeq names its product forkhead box protein L2-like. Gene Ontology annotation, biological process: anatomical structure morphogenesis; regulation of transcription by RNA polymerase II; cell differentiation. The transcript has 3 exons. Bases 341 to 1462 code for a protein of 373 amino acids. Gene Ontology annotation, molecular function: RNA polymerase II cis-regulatory region sequence-specific DNA binding; DNA-binding transcription factor activity, RNA polymerase II-specific. The record is from RefSeq and is a predicted model, not a curated record. Lineage: Eukaryota; Metazoa; Priapulida; Priapulimorpha; Priapulimorphida; Priapulidae.
GCCUCUCCGGUGCGUGGUCGCGUUCUUUACCCAUCCUUGAGAGUAGCUUGUGGUGUCUCUUGCUGUGCGUGUAGUCGACAAUGAAACGCCUUUGCCUAGUAUGAAUUGACAAUGAUGAUGCACGCCAACAGACAGCGAAGAGCAAAGGCCGAAGGCGAAGAGAACGCUUCCACGACGUUGGCAAGGUGACGCUACAAAGGUGACGCUUCUACAGCGACGACGCUAGCUAGACGUCGACGCUGCGAGAUUGAUGAAGCAACGCUGACGAGGCGACCUCCGACGCAGUUGGAGACGCAGACCGACGGCAGUUAUCGUGCAGGACGACGGCGGCGACGCAGCGAUGCUUAGCACUGAGAAGCAGGCUCUCGAGCAAAGCUACGUGCACGGACUCACCAAGAUGCACCCGACCGAGCUCGACUACUCAGCCUACGUCGGCGACUACGGCGUCCAGCCGACGCACGCGACGCAGACGACGACGCACGCCGAGAUCGUGAAGCGCGAGCCGACGCCCGACGCCGCGUCGGCUGAUGACGCUAAGAACGGUAAAUGCGAGAAGUCGGAUAAGAGCGUCGGUGAGAAAGACGGUGACGCAGACGCACGGGACAAGGAUCCGAACGUAAAGCCACCUUACUCGUACGUCGCCCUCAUUGCAAUGGCGAUCAAGGACUCCUCGGAGCGACGGUUGACGCUGUCGCAGAUCUACCAGUACAUACUCUACAAGUUUCCGUUCUACGAGAAAAACAAGAAGGGCUGGCAGAACAGCAUACGGCACAAUCUGAGUCUGAACGAGUGCUUCAUCAAGGUGCCGCGAGAGGGCGGUGGCGAGCGCAAGGGCAACUACUGGUCGCUCGACCCGGCCUGCGAGGACAUGUUCGAGAAGGGCAACUACCGGCGACGACGACGCAUGCGCCGUCCGGCGCCGUACCGGCCGCCGGCGCUCAGCAAACCGGGUCUAUUCGGGGAUCCGACUUUUGGCGGACCGCAGUUCGGAUUGACGCCGAAGAGCUACUUCUCGCCCACGUACAGCAGCCCCAACUGGAGCAUGAACCACAUGCAGAGCAACUACAACUCGUACAACUCCUGCCAGCGCGUGCCGCAGAUGCUCGGCCAGGCCUACUCGCCAUCGAUGGGCUCCGUAGGCUCGAUGGGCUCCGUAGGAGGCAUGGGCUCCGUAGGCGCUAUGGGAUCGGUGGGAGCGAUGGGGACGGUCGGAGGCAUGGGCUCCGUAGCGUCGAUGCCUGGCUCGAUGGGAUCCAUGCAAGGGAUGCAAAGCAUGCAGAGUUUCAUGAAUGGAUACAACAUGAACCACAGCGGAAUGCAGCACGUCAAUGACCUUGGGUCACCGGCUCCGGCCUAUCCCGGAUUUCCGACCUGUCGCCGCCAGGCGGAGCCAGCCGUCGGGUCAAUGAGUUCGAUGCACUAUCCUUACUGGACGGAGAAGACUCACUCCCAGCAUCUGUAGCGGACUUGUGGAUGUAUCAACACACUCCCGUCACGUGCAAAUGUGACCAUCGAUGUCCCCAUGACUGCUAUGACUUACUUACUGAACAACUGUCAGUUUAGUCUACCCGUCAUCAUGGGCUACAGACACUACAGAUCGCCAUGUAUACCGGUCGCUAUGAUUUACCGAUCAAUACAGUUAACAAAAUUAUAUGAUAUGCGCAAGUAUAAUCUACGAGGACCUUGCAGGACUGCACACAAAGUAAAACAUUAGAGACGGAUAACCGUUCACUCCGUUGCAUAAUAUGCAUCCGGAUUUAAAAGAAUGGCGCAGUACUGUUGUUCGUGCGCACUCGGACCAAUAGAGUUGCGUCACGUUCGAUCUGUGCGUCUCACAGUGCGUCGUGCUCGAUCUAUGCGUCUCUCCGUGCGCCUCGCUCUAUCUAUGCGUCUCUCAGUACGCCCCUGCACUUCCUGGCGUACCGAUUGGCCAUCUUGAACGACGAACACAGCACAGUGAAUGGCGCAACGCUCGCUAUUAUAAUAUAAUUAUUAAUAAAAUUUUUACCUGUCGAUGGCACUAUAUGUAUUAAAAGGCGUUUUCCUGUAAGCAGAUUUUUACCGUAACAUUAUCAUGUUAAUAAAGGAAUGGAUUCGCUAGCGGUAAUGCUUGCAUUUGAGGUGAAGUUUGCGAGAGAUGUAGGAACGCUGCAAUAAUUGUGUAAGUAUGUAUGCUGCCAUAUAUAUAUAUAAGUAAAUGUUUGUGAAAGGAA